AUGCUGCAGUCGACAGCAACCGCUGCCCCGCCUCUAACAGGGAGCGCAACUCUCCAGGCACAGCCUUCUCCUCUCCAGUCUGCUGCUGCUGCUGCUGCUGCUGCUGCCACUGGCGCUGCUAUUCAGCAAGGCGCGAAAUCUUCCUCGGCCGCUGCACCACCUACGACAGCGGAAAACUCCGUUGUGGCCAACACGGCUCAACGAAAUGCAGCAGCACAGGGCCCUGCUGCCGCCCCGUCAAAACCCACUGUAGUACUAAGCUCGAGCGGUGGCGUCACCCUGCAAGCACAACGCAGGAAAAGGCGGGGCGCCAUCAGUGUAAGAAGGCCAAAUGCUGCGUUGCACAGAGAUAGCGCAGAUGGUGCUGGCGCUGCCGACGGAACACAACCCCAGCUGCCCUUUCCUUUAGCAAGUCAAGGCAGCGGCUCGCCAGCAACGGCGGAUGACAGUAGGAGGCUUCUCGCGAGAGGGGAAGGGCAGUGGAGAACGCUGCUCGCCCACAGCGACUGCGACGGUUUUUCCCUGGUGGUGGACCCGAACGACGAGCUGAUCUUUGAACAGACUUGCCAUCCCCACCAAAUCAAGUUCGGAUUCAAACCCAAGUUGGGAGGUAAACUGCAGAGGAACAUCAAUUAUCUCACAAGUUCUUAA
This is a messenger RNA of Eimeria acervulina, 651 nucleotides long. RefSeq lists its product as hypothetical. Lineage: Eukaryota; Apicomplexa; Conoidasida; Eucoccidiorida; Eimeriidae. The transcript is spliced from 2 exons. The record is from RefSeq and is a predicted model, not a curated record. The coding region runs from base 1 to 651 and encodes 216 amino acids.